GCUUGGUCUGUGACAGGUAACGCUCGAGGCUGGAAGUGACGUAGAGGCGGCGCCGGUCGACCGGUUUCAAAAUAACGAAAAAGGAAAAGGGCCCGAAGCAAAAGUUUGGGCACCCUGCAUGCUCUGACCUAGAACUCUGCUGGCCCGGUGCCAUGGCUCUAGCUGGGCUGGUUAAAGGGUUGGCAGGCCUGUCUGUGUCCCUGGUACCCCGGCUUACCGCCCAGCUGACAGUGGGAUGGUUGCGAUCCCCAGGACUGUUCCUGCAGGAGGUGCCUCUUGCCUCUCUCCCAUCACAGCGAGGGAUUCACUGCUCUAGCGCCUUGAACAACAAUAGGCGUGACUGGAAACAGCGCAGCAAGUACACAGUGCGUCCCAUCGGCAUGAAGAAGACUGGGGGCCGGGACCACACCGGGAAGGUACGAGUUCACGGGAUUGGCGGGGGGCACAAGCAGCGCUACCGAAUGAUUGAUUUCCAGCGACUGCGCUACCAGCCUGGGGCCGAGGGGCAGUCCUUUGAGGAGAAGGUGCUGGAGGUCCGCUAUGACCCCUGCAGGUCAGCAGAUAUUGCCCUGCUGGCCGGAGGGACCCGUAAGAGGUGGAUCAUCGCCACAGAGAACAUGCAGCCUGGAGACCUGCUGAAGACUUCAGGCCACAUCGGGAGGAUGGCUGUGUCGGCCCGUGAGGGAGAUGCCCAUCCACUUGGAGCCCUACCUGUGGGGACAUUGCUAAACAACCUGGAGCUGAAGCCGGGACGGGGUGCCCAGUAUAUCCGGGCUGCAGGGACCUGUGGACUCUUGCUGAGGAAGGUUAACGGAACGGCCAUAGUCCAGCUGCCCUCCAAGCGCCACGUUCAGGUACUGGAGACCUGUGUGGCCACGGUGGGUCGAGUCUCCAAUGUUGCCCAUAAUAAGCGGGUGAUUGGAAAGGCGGGCCGGAACCGCUGGCUGGGCAAGCGGCCAAGCAGUGGUCUGUGGCAGAGGAAGGGUGGUUGGGCAGGCAGGAAGAUCCGGCCCAUUCCUCCCAUGAAGAGCUACGUGCAGCUGCCAGUGCGGGGGUCUGCGGGCUGAGUGGGGGGG
Molecule: messenger RNA, 1076 nt
Organism: Mobula hypostoma (lesser devil ray)
Lineage: Eukaryota; Metazoa; Chordata; Chondrichthyes; Myliobatiformes; Myliobatidae
Gene: mrpl2
Product: mitochondrial ribosomal protein L2
Exons: 8
Coding region: 153-1067 (304 amino acids)
Biological process (GO): mitochondrial translation
Cellular component (GO): mitochondrial large ribosomal subunit; ribosome
Molecular function (GO): RNA binding; structural constituent of ribosome
Source: RefSeq, a predicted model, not a curated record